AGCGGAGACUUUGAGGGACAGGGGAGGAAGAAGUUUAGGACGGACUGAACAUGGCGACGUUUGGCGGUUGUGGGAAUAAUCGUGUUGAUAACUUUGAUGGCAAAAAUAAGUCUCCGUUAGUUACACCGCAAAAAGUUCGUGAACUUCUCAAUGAAGGCGUUGUUUCUGAGGAAAGAAGACGGCAUUGUGUGGAGCAGGAAGCAGAACCAGUGAAUCCCAAUGGCCUUGGAGCGGUCCCCUGCGAAGCCGUCAGCAAAGAGGCCUUCUUCUCACGAGUGGAGUCGUAUUCCUGUCUGAAAUGGGCUGGGAAGCCCGCUGUCCUCUCCCCCCUGAGGUGUGCGAGGUACGGCUGGAUCAACAUCGACUGCGACAUGCUCAAGUGCUCCAGCUGCCAGGCCUUCCUCUGCGCCUCCCUGCAGGCCUCCCAGGACAUAGAGAAGUAUGAAGGACGGAUACUAGAGUUGACGAAACUACUGCAGACGCAGCACGAGAAGUUCUGCUUCUGGCCUGAUUUUCCCUGUCCAGACCGUUUCUGGAUGGUUCCGGUGAACGAGCCGGGCGUCCUCCUCGCCGCCUUCCUGGAGCGCUUCAAGAGCUCCUGCCUGCUGGAGCUGCAGCUGCCGGCCAUGAAGCCCGAGCACCUGAAGAGCAUGUCUCUGACGGAGGAGGUGAUGGGGAUCCUGCUGCAGCUGAUCGAGGAGGAGCUGAGGAAGGAGGGCCGGUCACCCGCCAAGCUGCUGACUGAGCCACUUUCCAUACAGGUGGCCGCCUGCAUCGUGGCUCUGUGCGGAUGGGCUGCCAGCCCCACCCUGAACUCCCUGCACCUGCCUGUCCUCACCUGCUCCUACUGCCAGCGCAAGGUGGGGCUGUGGAGCUUCCACCAGAUCGAGGGGAUGGUGGGCGACGGGGACGAGUCCUUCAGCACCCCCUCCACCCCAGGCCCCGGACCAGAGGGGCGGGCGGACCGGAUCACGCCCUCCUCCCCCACGCCCUGCCGCAUGAAGCUGCGCAGCCAGGACUCCGGCCGCCCUGAGCAGCCGGAGACCUGCCCGUCCCCAGUGGCUCGAACCCGGAGCAGAGACUCCCCCAGCCCCAGCGAGGAGCCGCCCAGCCCCCUGCUCCGGGGCAAGAGGCCGAUGACGCGCAGCCGCGGGCAGGGGGAGGCGCCCGGGGGGGAGGUCCCCUCCAGCCCCCAGCGAAAGGCCAAGCGGCCCCGCCUCUCCUCCACCGGCAGCCCGGAAGGCCCCAUGCACAGGAACGUAUUUGACCCGGUGGCUCAGCACAGAGACUGGUGCCCCUGGGUGAGCACUGGGAGAGGUGACAUGCACCGGGAGGCUCCGCCCACAGACCCCCAGGCUCCACCCCCGGAUACGGACGACCCCCAGCCGGGCUGGAAGGCCUCGCUCUCCCUCUUCCUGUCCACGAAGAAGUGUCUGAGCCCCACAGGAAGCAGCCCGUCUCAGGGUCUUCAUGACAAGUCGAAGAGGGUGUUUAAGAUAUUCCGCCAGUGGCAGGUGUCUUCCUCCCAGUAGCCCCUCCCCUUCCAGCCACGAUGCAUCGCCACAUCUGGUGGAAUAUACUUUUUUGUGGGGGGGGGGGGUUUUCUUUUUUUUUUACACGUAGAGCUGAUGCCUCUGGCAUCUGGUAGUGGAUUUGCUGUGUGCAUUUUUUUUCCAUGGGGAGGUAAAUCUUGUUUACAGUGGGUGGCACGGGUGAACGGGGACGACGACAAACCCAAAAUGGAGGAUUGUGGUAGUGGGUGGAGCCUUCCAGAGGGCAAGGUGACAGAUCAGUGUCACUUGUCUGUAAUUCCCUCACGUGUCAGAAGGGGGAGCCCUAAGGAGGACGCAGUUAAACUCAUCGCCUCAGAGACUGGCUGCCGGAGACGCAGCAUGCUACAAGACACAAGGAAGCCGCAGCAGCCCUGGUACUUGGACAAGCCCCUCACCCCUCACUCCGUUACCUCACACGCGGACCGCCUGGUUGUUUCGAACCCGAGUCCUGCCCCGGGACAGAGAACUGUCUGCCCAGGAGGCGGAGCACAACGGGGGUACGAUGACGGUUUUAACCCAAUGUGGGGGCGCAAUGAUCGUUUUAACCAUAUCUACAAGGACACAAAGGUAACCGAUUGCUAAUACUGAAAGAACAGGCUUUGCUCAUUGACUUACUCCAGUGAAACAAGAAACAGGCAUUUGAAAGAGAAGCCAUGGAGCCACAGGGAAGUGUUUGUGUUGACGUCAGAUUCUAAACUGUGAAUAAGCAAUUCAGCGGUGUUGGAAUUAGACACUUUUUAAUGCUACAAUGCACCUGUACUGACAGACUGUUUAUUUUACAACCCUUCCUCCUGAACAUUAAGAGAGGUUUUACUGCUGUUUGAACAAAGGGAAGGGCUUUUUUUUUUCCAGACUCGAUGUGUUUAAAACUUUUGAGUAUUACUCUUGUCUAGAGAACACACAACUGUGCCAUUGAAUAUUUUUUUUGGUGAAAAGCUGUAAAAUAUUUUGACCGAGCUGCUUUCUCUGUAACUGCUGUUUUGUAGGUAUUGUAGCCCUGAUAAAAGUGCAUGCAUUUUAAGUCAUUUCUUUUAAUAAAGUUUUAAUGCCACAGGUGAUUAACUA
Anguilla rostrata (American eel) is the source of this 2618-nucleotide messenger RNA. RefSeq names its product zinc finger, C3HC-type containing 1 (gene zc3hc1). Gene Ontology annotation, molecular function: zinc ion binding. The coding region runs from base 51 to 1532 and encodes 493 amino acids. The record is from RefSeq and is a predicted model, not a curated record. Lineage: Eukaryota; Metazoa; Chordata; Actinopteri; Anguilliformes; Anguillidae. Gene Ontology annotation, cellular component: nucleus. The transcript has 10 exons.